This is a messenger RNA of Colletotrichum scovillei, 1291 nucleotides long. RefSeq lists its product as uncharacterized. Bases 81 to 434 code for a protein of 117 amino acids. The record is from RefSeq and is a predicted model, not a curated record. NCBI's taxonomy places the organism in Eukaryota, Fungi, Ascomycota, Sordariomycetes, Glomerellales, Glomerellaceae. The transcript is spliced from 3 exons.
CUUUUUUUUGGCGGGUGUUUGUGAAGAAGAGCAGUAUUUCUGCAAUGAUCGCCGGGCGUGUGCAGAAAACGUAAAUUGACAUGGAAUCAUCAAACAUGCGAGGCAGAGCACAGAGCAGCUGCAGCGGUUCAAGCCGCUCGAGCGCGUCGACGGGUUCAGCGUCGUCGGGGACGCAGGAAGCGAGACAUUUCAUCUUUGACCGAGAUUGGUAUCCCGACGUGCCGCUGGUUAUCCAAGCGAAUCAACUGAUUAUCGGGCGUCUUGGGCUGGGGCACACGCUGCCGGAGCUCGUGGCCGAGUCGGCGAGGAACGAGGCGGGCUGUCACCCGGGCACGAUGGCGGCGUACUUUCACCAUGCGAUUACGCUGGAGCUGGCGUGUUUGAUGAGCAAUGAUACGGUUCAAAUGGCGAUUGUGAAGGGCGUCAGGGUAUGAGUGGGCUCCGACAGCAGAGUGUAAAUCUUUCUGGGCACGAACGGCGUUUGAUCAUUGGUAUUACAUCGGGAUUAUUGAACUAUGGAACCAUGAAGGAAGGACUGUAUUUGUUUACUUGCUGAGAUUGAGCGAAAACGAAUGGUGCCGUGGUUAUCACUGCGCACGAAAUAGACCUCGGCAGCAAUGAGCAAUCGGAGUUGCAGUUUCGGGACAGGCUGUGAUGGUAGGUACUACUUAGGCUGAAUUGAUCCAGACGGCCAUGCUGUUAUCUUCAACUUGGUCCAACGUACCAGACUUCAUCGCUUUGAUUCACGAUGCAAACCGAUCAUGGCAGACCUCAGACUGGCCGUUGCAAUGUCUUCAAGCUGCCAUCAAAUGUGAUACGACGCGAGGCCGUCAAUGCGAGAGAGACAGAGCGCGCUUUAGUCGACUAAGGGUGGAGGGCCAUAUUAUUUAGCGACAUUCGCUAGAAACCUUCAAUGGAGACCACGGGAGGGUGCAAAGUAGAUGUGUUUCCAGUACUGCUUCCCUUCCAGCAAUUAUUACCCAACGGCACCUGAGUAGUGACUCGCCAUUUCAGCUACCCUAGCUUGCAUGUGAAUUUGAAUCGGGCUCUGUUUAGCAACGCGGUGAAGACUCUGUGUGACGGAUAAUGGACCCCAAGAAUGUUGAUGACGAUAGCGCCGCCAGGACAACGCACUAGAUAAGAGCGCCUAACAGGCGCACCAGCAUGCGAUUGCCACGAUUUUCUGGGUUCCAGUGAACUAAACGACUGGAAAACGGUCUUUGAGGGCAGGUGGAACGGGCAAUUCGGGGCUCGAGCUGACAGACUAGCUGCUGAAGGCAUCAAAACAUGG